CACUCCCCCCACCCUCCCCUCAUCAUCGGCCCCUAUACUCCGCUUGUCCCUUGCGCUGACUGUCACACAUUGUUUACUACGGCUUGAAAUGUGACUCACAACAGAGGCUGUCUGCUGGAGUACCGCUCUGACAAGCAAGGGAUUCUGUUUUUCUUUUUUUUUCCUUUCUUUUUUGGACGCGCGCUGUGCGUCCUGAUUAUUUGGGGACGGGCUGUGGAGACUCCCCUUCUUCUGCCAUGACAGUGGAUUUGUUUGCGCUUCUAUGCGUGCUGCUCACCGCAUCAUCUGCGAUGGAAGUUUCGUUCGAGGCUGCAAACUUCCUCAGAGCUGACGCUGAUGGUGGCAUCACUUCCUACUCCGUUCCAUGAACGAAACUUAUAGCAAGAGACAUUGAUGGACACUCGGGUGGCCACAGCAGAGCUGGGCUGGACGGCCUAUCCUAACUCUGGGUGGGAGGAAGUGAGUGGCUAUGAUGAAAACCUUAACACCAUCAGGACCUACCAGGUGUGUAAUGUCUUUGAUUCCAGUCAAAACAACUGGCUUCUCACCACCUUCAUCGAUCGCCGUGGAGCACAACGCAUCUACGUGGAGAUACGAUUCACCGUACGAGACUGCAGCUCCAUCCCGAACGUCCCCGGCUCCUGCAAGGAGACGUUUAAUCUGUACUACUAUGAAACCGAUUCUGUCAUCGCCACCAAAGGCUCAGCCUUCUGGAUGGAAGCCCCUUAUCUCAAGGUGGACACCAUUGCUGCAGAUGAAAGCUUCUCACAAGUAGACUUUGGUGGACGCCUGAUGAAAGUCAACACGGAGGUGCGCAGCUUUGGUCCACUGUCCAAAAAUGGCUUCUAUCUGGCCUUUCAGGAUUAUGGUGCAUGCAUGUCGCUGCUAUCAGUCAGGGUGUUUUACAAAAAGUGUCCAAGCGUGGUGCAGAACUUUGCAAUCUUCCCAGAAACCAUGACCGGGGCUGAAAGCACAUCCCUGGUGAUUGCCAGAGGGAUCUGCAUCCCCAACUCAGAGGAAGUCGAUGUGCCUAUAAAGCUCUACUGUAAUGGAGAUGGAGAAUGGAUGGUUCCUAUUGGCAGCUGUACGUGCAAAGCCGGAUUUGAACCUGACAAUGGCAACGUUUGUCGCGCAUGCCCACCAGGUACCUUCAAGUCAACACAAGGCCCAGGUCUCUGUCUCCAGUGUCCACCCAACAGUCGCUCCACAGCUGAGGCUGCCACCGUCUGUGUGUGUCGUAAUGGCUACUACCGCGGGGACGCUGAUCAACCAGAUGAACCCUGCACCAGUGUUCCAUCCAGCCCAAGAAAUGUGAUCUCCAUUGUGAAUGAGACCUCGGUCAUCCUGGAGUGGCACUCUCCCAGGGAGACGGGUGGACGGGACGAUGUCGUCUACAAUAUCGUUUGCAAGAAGUGCCGAGCCGACCGGCGUUCUUGUUCCCACUGCGAUGACAAUGUGGAUUUUGUUCCUCGACAGCUGGGUCUGACAGAAACCAGGGUCUUCAUCAGUAACCUACUCGCUCACGCCCUUUACAGCUUUGAGAUACAAGCUGUGAAUGGUGUUAGCAACAAGAGUCCAUACCCAGCUCAGCACGUCACCAUAGACAUCACUACCAACCAGGCUGCUCCAUCAAUAGUUCCCAUCAUGCACCAAAUCAGCUCCACCAUGAACAGCUUCACACUAUCAUGGCCCCAACCAGAACAACCAAAUGGCAUAAUUCUGGAUUAUGAGCUGCGUUACUAUGAGAAGGAUCAUGCAGAGAUCAACUCCACUGUACUGCGUAGCCAAACUAAUACGGCGCGUGUGGAGGGCCUGAGGCCGGGCACGGUAUAUGUGGUACAGGUGCGGGCACGGACUGUGGCCGGCUUUGGCAAAUUCAGCAGCAAGAUGUGCUUCCAAACCCUCACAGAUGAAGACUUCAAGUCUGAGCUGAGGGAACAGCUUCCUCUGAUUGCCGGAUCAGCAGCUGCUGGAGUGGUCUUUAUUGUUUCCCUUAUUGCCAUCUCCAUUGUAUGCAGCAGGAAAAGAGCAUACAGCAAGGAGGCGGUGUACAGUGACAAGCUGCAGCAUUACAGCACAGGAAGAGAACUCUCUUUGCGAGCCGACAUGUCUAACUGCCCCUCCCCGCUGGGCUGCCCGACCCACUUCUCAGGCUCACCAGGAAUGAAGAUCUACAUUGACCCCUUCACCUAUGAGGACCCAAACGAAGCUGUGCGAGAAUUCGCCAAGGAGAUCGAUGUCUCCACUGUUAAGAUUGAGGAGGUCAUUGGUGCAGGGGAGUUUGGGGAAGUGUAUAAGGGACGUUUGAAGCUACCUGGCAAGAGGGAGAUCUACGUAGCCAUCAAGACCCUGAAGGCUGGCUAUGUGGAGAAGCAGAGGCGUGACUUCCUGUCUGAGGCAUCAAUCAUGGGCCAGUUUGACCAUCCAAACAUAAUUCGUCUGGAGGGUGUAGUCACAAAGAGUCGUCCAGUCAUGAUUGUCACAGAAUUUAUGGAGAAUGGUGCCCUUGACUCUUUCCUUAGAAAAAAUGAUGGUCAGUUCACAGUGAUCCAACUGGUAGGAAUGCUGCGUGGGAUCUCAGCGGGAAUGAAAUAUCUCUCAGAAAUGAAUUAUGUCCAUCGUGAUUUGGCCGCACGAAACAUUCUUGUCAACAGUAACUUGGUGUGUAAAGUGUCCGACUUCGGUCUGUCACGUUACCUACAGGAAGACACGUCUGAUCCCAGCUAUACGAGUUCUCUGGGUGGAAAGAUACCCGUAAGGUGGACGGCACCAGAGGCCAUCGCUUACAGAAAGUUUACCUCAGCCAGUGAUGUGUGGAGCUACGGCAUCGUCAUGUGGGAGGUGAUGUCAUAUGGAGAGAGGCCCUACUGGGACAUGUCCAACCAGGAUGUGAUCAAUGCAAUUGAACAGGACUACCGUUUACCACCGCCCAUGGACUGUCCCAGUGCCUUGCACCAGUUGAUGCUGGACUGUUGGCAGAAAGACCGCAAUGUACGACCUCGCUUUGCAGACAUCGUCAGUACUCUUGACAAAAUGAUCCGUAACCCCACCAGCCUCAAAGCUGUAGCCAACAUUCCUGCAGUGCCUUCCCAGCCGCUGUUGGACAGAUCCAUACCUGACUUUAACACAUUCAGUUCUGUGGAGGACUGGCUUGGUGCCAUCAAGAUGAGCCAGUACCGAGACAACUUUCUCAACUCAGGCUUCACCUCCUUGCAGCUGGUGACUCAGAUGACCUCAGAGGACUUGCUUAGAAUAGGAGUGACCCUAGCAGGCCACCAGAAGAAAAUCCUUAGUAAUAUCCAGUCUAUGAGGGUGCAGAUGAGCCAGUCACCUACAACUUUGGCAUGACUACAGGGGGCGCUGUGCCACGGAAAGGGCAGCAUUCACAGGACUAACAGCAGCAGUCCUCGAAUGACCCCCGAUCCAUCGGAACGCGCCAGAGUCGAGACUAUCGUCCUAAUCUGAUCCACUAGCAUGGCAACAGGAGACCAGGGUCUACAUUUCCCACAUGGAGAAUGGCUUUCACACUUCCUGCUAUCCAACCGAGGCAUUCAGGGUCAUGACCUGGUACCGUUUCCUCGUACAUCACCAAAAGGAAGAUGAACGUAAAGUGUUGUGGUUUCGAACUGCAUUUGGUGUCAUCAUAAACCAAAAUGACUCCCAACAAUCAGACACAGGGAAGAACUUGCAAAUUCGAUCUUUGUGGUAUAAUGAGUGUUCUUCUAUAUCACCUGGACUUAAAAAAUGACGUUACAACUGUAGACACAAGUGUGAGACAUUUGAAAACCUGUGACAUGCAACUUUACUCAUACUGUUGUCGAGUCUGUGAAAUGAAGAUGCCUUCACCUGAUGAGAAACACGGCCAAGAAGACGAUGGAUAAAAGUACUGUUGGUAGAAAUGACUUGGGGGGGAGACUUAUACAGGGAUGUACAGCGGAGCACCAUUUCCAACUUUUAAAUUUCUUUGUUCGGUAUCUUCUGAAGACUUUUUUUUAAUAAUAUACCUUAAAUAAACAAAAAUGAUAGCUAUUUUGUGGGAUUUUACGAUCCAUAUGUUUUGCCACUAUAGCAAGAUGCCGCCCAUUUGUCUUUAACUUAAACACUACCUGUGGAGGUCCGGUCUAACCUACUUCACCCAGAGAAUAUCAAUAUGUUUAUCACCUACUAAAUAUGAUUAUAUCUUUCAGAAUAAACCUUCAUAUUGAAGGUGUUAUAUAUGAUUAUGUAUGUACAGAACUCUUGGCUUGCAUUUUUGGCAAAGACAUGUUGACUCGAUUGUGAUAGACACAUGCAAUGUGUUGUUUCCCCGUAAUGCUCUGGGUUUCCUCAUGGCAGCUGAACAACGGACGAUUAGUUGUGCACCUCCAUGCUGCAGGAGCGCCGCAGUGAUUAGUGACUGAAUCUUAACUGAGGAAAAUGUUAAAAUAUUCAUGGAUAAAGAACUGUUGUUGUAGAUCUGUAUGAAAAUUGUUGUAGGAGUUAAAACGAUGGAGAAAAAAAAGAUCAAGAUCCAUUUACUGGAGAUCAUGUUAAACGUGGGUGUACACAUGCUGUGUCUUGCUGGUGAGCACUUACAUGUACAGUUACGUGUCAUGUUUCAUUUGCCUUUUAGACUUGUUUGUGUUGGGAUUAGUGGACACGGCAUGGAGGAUAAUGAAGCCUUGGCCGACACAAAGCUGCGGUAAUCAGCUGCUGGUCACAUAGGGAAAAGUUCCUCAAAUUACUCCAAAUCUAGUUGAUUCUAUUUGAGGGAAAUCCAAGUUAGUGCUUCUCUGGAGUGCUAAGACAGAAUUUUCUGCCAAUUUGAAAUGCAUGGGAGAGCAGCUAAUCAAGGCAUUGGAAAUCAGGGUGAAUCAGCGUCACUUCUCAACACAGUGAAAGCGAACAUCUGGGCCGAGGUUUGCCAACAAGCACCUAACGCCAUUUCAAUGAACACCCAGACUUCAACAGCCCUCAUGGGCACACUACUCACAAUUCAACACAACCUUAUAUUACACUGCAGUAGUUUAUCUAUGCACCCUCAGUGCAUGCUCUUACCAUAUGGAAGGGCAAGUAGAAGCCAAAUGUCAUGCUACUGAAGAGAGUUUCAUUCAUAUCUGAAAGUUCUCCCAAAGGAUGUCGUUUCUGACAGCCUGUAAAAUGACUUCUUGGUGUUGCUGGUUAUAUUUAGACAGUUCUGGGUACUGCACAAACAAAAUUUAUCAUUCUUAGUUUGGAUUUGUGCUUUUGAUUGCACUUUUUGUCAGUCUGUGCAAAGUUAUGAUGCCAGAGAAGAAAAAGUAGUUUUAAAGUGACAAUGUGUAGUUUUUCCGUUAAUCUAUGGAAAUAUCCAUCGGAACAUUGUUUAAAGUUAAUUAAUUUAUGUCCAGUUGUGGAAAAAAAUUGGCGGCUUCAUAAAAUAUAAAAAAAAUAUGAAAAAUCGAGUCUAAUCUACAUGUAUCUGGGCGACGCCAUAUUAGAUGCCAGGUUUCCUUCUACCGGAGCCUGUGAGGAUUUGUAACAAACUGUUCAAAAACUUUCACCAUUCACGAACAUUGUUGUUUUACACAUUUACCUCUUCACUCAUUGCCAGUGCUGAAAGGGAGUCUGAUGUUUUUGUCAUUUUUGCUGGAAAUUGAACAAUUUGACAAAAUACUCGUUUGAAAAUUAAGCUCCCCAGGAUAUUUGACCCUAAUAGCCAUUCGUUGGUAAGGUCUUACUCAAACACAAAAAUACUGCUUGCUUGCAAUGAAUUAGGCAUGCCUUGCCCCCUACCAACAGGGAAAAUACACACUGUCACUUUAACUUUUUAGCUUUUACGAUGGUUUCUUAUUACAUUUCCUGUCAUCGUUACUGGUUUCAAACUUGUGUAUUAUGACAAGAAAAGCAAUUUUGUCUUUUUUUAGCAUUUUGUCACAUGGUAAAAUAAGGUGAACAGAGAUGGUCAUUAGGACUUUAAAAAUAAUGUUUCGCAAAUUUUGCCAGAACUGUAAGCUAUGCGGACAGUUUUGUCUUCAGAAUUCAACCUACUAAGGCCCAGUUUUCAGAGUAGUAGGAAUUUUAACUAAACUCAGCUCUUCCACCAUUUUAGUCUCUCUUCUUCUGUUGUGCCCCCUCUCCUGCUUAAACCUGAGCUAGCUGGCCGAUAUCCAGCUUAUUUAUCCUGGGUGCAACCAAGCUGUCCAGGGCUCUGUCUGGAGUUGGACUGGACUAGAGAAAUAGUUGGCGCCAUGCUUCACUGGGCCCAUGCAUGGUGCAAACACCUGCUAAGACCGCUGUGUGAUGGCCAUCUGAUCAAAUGUAAGGAGGAAGAGUGAUGGGACCAUACAAUAGCUAACAUCCCUCUAACGUGAUUUAAAGGCAAACGCUUAAUGAGAAGAAAGUAUGCUAAGACGACAAGUCAAUCAAGACGAGUCGGUUUACAGGAGGCUGAUGUUGCAAAGAAUUUAUGAAAAUCAGUACGUCGGCUCAUUCAAGUGAAUUAGUCUCCUUUUAGCUUAUGUUGUAACAUCGCCUUCAUGACAUGAAUAAUAAACUUUUGGUAUCUUUUAGCUUUGGAAAAUAUAUAAUCAAGCAAAUGAGCUGCCUUUGUGGCAAAAGCAAUCGCUCCUAAAAUUGUCCAUUUACUAAGUAAAAAUACAGGCUUAGAUAUCACAGAUUGGAUCAGUUUGAAUGUCUUCGUUUUCUUUUGAAAUCAGUCCAAUGUUUUAUUUUUUUAAGUCACAGCAGCUGAUAAAUGAGACGGUGAAUGAAUUCAUUUUGCAACCAUUUAACUGUUUUACCUUCAUUUGCUACGUUUGUCUUACUAAAUAUUUCUUUUUUUACUUUAAUGACACUCCAGUGUAAUCAGUGGAGAGGCAGUUUACAGUCCUCCCCUCUGAAGGCAGGUUUACACAGAAGCCAUUUAUCACACACGGAUACAAAACACAAGAACGGAGCUUGUUAAGUGUUUCAUGGCACAGUAACUGUCCGAGAAGUGUACAACGACCCUUUUAGUACCUCUAAUCAUGUUUUUAUUUAUGGAUCAGAGGAGCUGAAGCUGAGUUCACCUGGAAACAACCCAACAGGUCUCCCUGCAAAGAAUACACCCAUUAAACAGCACACUGUCCCCCUUCAGUUUCAAAACUUAAAGAUUUACACACUAAUAAAACUGCCUUCAGCUGGCACCACACAUUAACACACACACAGUACACAUAAAAAAGUAUUGUUGUGGCUGGCCAGUGGGGAGAACAAUUGGAUGAAAUGGACCGUUUCCCAAAUUGAAGUCACAAUCUCGCUCUGUGGUACGGAUUUAAUACGAGAAAUGGUAGUGAGUGUGUAUAUGUCCUUGUUUGUGCGUGUGUGUGUGUGUGUGUGUGUGUGUGUGUGUGUGUGUGUGUGUGUGUGUGUGUGUGUGUGUGUGUGUGUGUGUGUGUGUGUGUGUGUGUGUGUGUGUGAUUUGUGCAGAUCAGACACGUUUAUGUGUGCAGACACUAUCGUGUGCACAGGUACAUUGCUGAUGAGCGAUUGUUUUUCUUCCUUUUCAUAUGUUUCUGUAUAGCUGCCACUUGUAAAUUGUGAACAAAAAGUAUGUGUCAAAAAGUUUGUAAGAUGUAACUUUCUGAAAAACUAUUGUACUAAAAUGCACUUAAUAAACGCCUUGGAAAACAAGUCAA
Messenger RNA from Nothobranchius furzeri (turquoise killifish), 7634 nucleotides. The record is from RefSeq and is a predicted model, not a curated record. Lineage: Eukaryota; Metazoa; Chordata; Actinopteri; Cyprinodontiformes; Nothobranchiidae.